ACUGUAAAGGUUCAAGCAAUUUUUUUACAGCUUAGUGUCUGUGGCACCGUAAUUAAUUGUAGCUAGCCGUCUCUUAUCGAUGCGUUUGGGAGGAACAUGAAAUAGCUGUUGUGUUGUGGUGUUUUUUUUCUUUUUUAAUCAAAGGACUUUACCGGUCGGCCUUAGAGAUUAAAGAUCCAACUGUGCUGCUGCUACUGCUACUGCUGCUGGUUGCUUUUUCUACCUUUACGUGUGAUGUUGGAUAUGGGAGAACGGAAAGAAGCGAAAAUGAUUCCCAAAUCAUCGUUCAGUAUAAACAGCCUGGUGCCUGAAGCCGUUCAGAGUGACAACCACCACAGGACCAUCUCUGAAGAAGAAGAGAAAAUCCCUUUACCUAUAGCACAGGAGGCGAAGUCGGAGAACACUUGCGCUAAAAGUGACAAUCCUGAACCAACUUGCACGGACGAUAAGGAAAAACAGGAGGAAAAAAAAGACUCCAAAGAGGGCGAAGGAGGAAAAGACGGCGAAAAGAAAAACGGCAAGUACGAGAAACCUCCUUUUAGCUAUAAUGCUUUAAUCAUGAUGGCCAUAAGGCAAAGUCCGGAAAAACGGUUAACGCUGAACGGCAUUUACGAGUUUAUUAUGAAAAAUUUUCCAUACUACCGGGAAAACAAGCAAGGCUGGCAGAACUCCAUCAGGCACAACUUAAGUUUGAACAAGUGCUUUGUCAAAGUUCCGCGGCAUUACGAUGACCCGGGCAAAGGGAACUACUGGAUGCUCGACCCUUCAAGCGACGACGUGUUCAUCGGCGGCACAACAGGAAAACUUCGGCGGAGAUCGACCACGUCGCGGGCCAAGUUGGCGUUCAAGCGCGGCGCACGGCUCACCUCCACUGGCCUGACGUUCAUGGAUAGAGCUGGCUCUCUAUACUGGCCCAUGUCGCCUUUCCUAUCGCUGCACCAUCCCAGGGCAAGCGGCGCCCUGAGCUACAACGGCACCUCCUCGGCCUACCCGAGUCACCCAAUGUCCUAUAGCACCAUGCUGACGCAGAACGGCUUGAGCAACAACCACUCGUUCCCGGCCUCGAACGGCCUGAGCGUGGACAGACUCGUGAACGGAGAGAUCCCGUACGCCACGCAUCACCUGACAGCGGCCGCACUGGCCGCAUCUGUGCCGUGCGGCCUCUCAGUUCCCUGCUCAGGGACGUACUCGCUCAACCCAUGCUCAGUGAACCUGCUGGCGGGACAGACCAGCUAUUUCUUUCCUCAUGUGCCGCAUCCUUCCAUGAGUUCGCAGGGCAGCACGUCGAUGAGCUCCCGCACCGCUUCUUCUUCGUCGCCGCAGGCGGCCGCGUCUCUCCCAUGCGAGUCGUUAAGGCCUACACUACCGAGCUUCUCGUCGGGACUUUCCGCCGGACUGUCUGAUUACUUCACACAUCAGAAUCAAGGCUCUACGUCCAAUCCCCUUAUACACUAACUGUCAUCCCGAAGGAUGAAGACUGUAAGUGAACAUUUUACACCCCAUUCACACUGUAAUAUAAAUAUAUAUAUAAAUAUUCUUUAAAGAAAAAAAGACUGAGAAGGGAAAGGAAAAAUGCAAGCGGCCGAACUCCAGGUAUUUUGUAUUAUUCUUCUCCUUAAUUUCUGUACACACGAAAAAGUCGGGUGUCGCGAGAUUGUUUAUUAUUCCACUGUCAGCAACGUGCAAUGUGACAAGAUUUUUUUUGUUUUAAAAAAAGAGGGUGAAGCGUCGUUUUUUUUAUUUGGAAAGGCAGUAAAAUUACAUUAGAAUGUGUAUUUAAAUAGUGGUUGCAGAUUUGUUUAAUUUUAAAUGUUAAAAAUAUCUAAUACCAUCGCAUCAACCACCAGUCUUCAUGUUUGCAGUAUUACACGUAUCAUGGGCACACUGGUGAAAUAUGAUUUUACAAAAUUAACACAAAUCAUUCUUUUUUUUUCUUUUUAAAUAAAUGUGCUCUAAGUGCAGAAUACCCGUUCGAAUCCAUGGCUCCUUGUUAUUUUGUCCUUACAAAGGCUCUUGUUAAUGAAAUAAAUGCAUUUAUAAUGCGUUCUUUUAUACAUAUUUUUAAAGUACAAUUUCUUUAUAGACCAAAGAAUGGGUAUCGAAAUAAUUUUUUUCAGUAUUCACUAUCUGACGGACAGUUUUAAAGGGAGCAGAAUGAAUGAAUGCUUUUAGCUUGUGUUUUGCAUCUUUUUUAGGCUAAUGUAUGUGGUCACCACCAGGUCACAUGCUUUUUGUAAUUAGUGAAAUGUCAAUUCCUGUUGUAAUUAUAGGUUAACUUUGCGAAGUGUAACCGUGUUGAGUAAAUGCCUCAUAAAAUAUUAAGUGAAUGUUUAUGUCGUCUUUAAAUUCCAUGGUUGUGAUU
Molecule: messenger RNA, 2362 nt
Organism: Hemibagrus wyckioides
Lineage: Eukaryota; Metazoa; Chordata; Actinopteri; Siluriformes; Bagridae
Gene: foxg1a
Product: forkhead box G1a
Exons: 1
Coding region: 235-1455 (406 amino acids)
Biological process (GO): regulation of transcription by RNA polymerase II
Cellular component (GO): nucleus
Molecular function (GO): DNA-binding transcription factor activity; sequence-specific double-stranded DNA binding
Source: RefSeq, a predicted model, not a curated record